ACACACACACACACACAGACUCAUAAACUUUAACACUUAUAUUUAUGAAAAUAAACUCAUGAAUUGAUUAUCAUCAAUUCUAAACUAUGUAUUUGUUGUUUCCACUUCAAACCACAUGAAGUCAUGGAGAUUCACCAUCACCUCUUCGUCUUUCUCCUCCUCCUCCUUCUUCCCCUAUGCACCUCCCAAGAAAAUACCAGAAGCUUGGCCAUUGAUGUCAAUGGUCAAGUCGAAACAAGUCUUAUCUCCGAGAAACUAAAUCCAAAGCUUGUGUACGAAAUCAAAGUGCAUGGAUUUAUGCUUUGGGCAUCGAUGGGUGUUUUACUGCCAAUUGGUAUAAUCUCCAUCAGAUUAAUAUCUAUCAAAGACCAACCUAUAAUCACUCUUCGACGACUGUUCUUUCUUCAUGUCAUUUCUCAGAUGGUUGCAGUGAUACUUGUGACAAUAGGGGCAAUAAUGUCGAUUAAAAACUUCAACAAUUCCUUCAAUAAUCAUCACCAACAGCUUGGAAUUGGACUUUACGCUAUUGUAUGGUUCCAAGCUCUUCUUGGCUUCCUCCGACCUCCAAGGGGAGGAAAAUCUAGAAGGAAGUGGUUUGUAGGACAUUGGAUAUUAGGAACAUUAAUUACUAUUCUUGGGAUGAUAAACAUAUACACAGGUUUACACGCUUACGCCAAAAAGACAUCAACAAGUGCUAAGCUUUGGACCAUACUCUUCACGGCACAACUCGCUUCUAUUGUCUUGGUCUAUCUUUUUCAAGAUAAGUGGUCUUAUAUCCAAAGCCAAACUACAUUUAACAGAAAUCAAUCCGUUGAUCAUAACAGCAACAUAUCAACCGCAGAGACUGGACAUGGAGACGGGGUCGAAGAGGCUAAACCCGAGUUAGAGAAAUGCUAAAAGCGCCUGUAAGCUAUUAGUAAUUUAAUUUGUUCUUAUCUUGAGAGAUUGUUUUCCAGGAGACAGAAAAGGUUUCAUAGGCAUUUGAAUUGAUUUGUAGAGUGGUAAUGACUGACUUUCGAGUU
Messenger RNA from Arabidopsis lyrata subsp. lyrata, 1022 nucleotides. RefSeq names its product cytochrome b561 domain-containing protein At2g30890. The coding region runs from base 124 to 897 and encodes 257 amino acids. Lineage: Eukaryota; Viridiplantae; Streptophyta; Magnoliopsida; Brassicales; Brassicaceae. The transcript has 4 exons. The record is from RefSeq and is a predicted model, not a curated record. Gene Ontology annotation, molecular function: transmembrane monodehydroascorbate reductase activity.